UUUCAUUCCAUGGUUUCAACGUAAAUAAAUAUGAACUGAUACACACUGAAAGGAAGCUACUAAAAGAAACGUUAUAAACAGAAAUUAAAAAAAAUGGUUCUAAAGAAAUCAAAAAAUGGAAUAAAUUCAGGGAAUACUCAUAGAACAUGCAACACAAAAUAUCAUCGCAAAUACGAUCGUCGUUUAAGUUUGCUAUGGAGUUCAUCGGAUCCCGAAAUCUCUUGUAGUGUACUAGAAGACCUCGAUAUCGUUGCAAACGUGCCAUAUUCUCUGAAUAAAAAAGGAAGGUGGAACCUAGUGGAUAUGGUGAAGGGAUUCAUUUCAGCUGACAAGACUAUUAAUGAAGAUCAGUCAGUUAGAAUAAUAAGUUCAUAUGACAUGUGCAUGUCAAAUCACACUAAAUUUCUCUGUAAAUCAAAACCAAAUGGAAAAUUGAAAACAACUUAUAGUAGGAAGGAAAGGUUGAUAAAUGGUCAAUCUACCGUUACAGAGGAAUCAAAAAGAUCUUCAAAAACAGUUGAUGUUCAAGUUGAGUUUCUUUCUCCAUGCCGCCCAACAAAUAAUAUAUACCAUAGUCAUAAAUUUAUAGGACUAGUGGACGAAACAAAUUGCAUAAAAUUGAACAAUUUUAAUAGACGCAAUCAGAUCAGAAAAUCUACAAGACUGGACAUUCCUGUUCUUCCUAAAAAUUAUGGAUCAGGUAAAAAUUAUGGAUCAGGUAAAAAUUAUGGAUCAGGUAAAAAUUAUCCGCAGAAAAGUUUUACAAACAGCUUCCAUUAUUCUAUUGAUGAAUUUGCAAUUACAGAAGACAGUGCAAUGCAAUUUUCUCCAUACACACAUACAAGUUCUGUUCAUAGGCAGUCCUCUUGUGUUUUGUGCUUUGCACGAUCAGUUGCUUCUCUCACUUCAAGUAAGUUUAAAAAACAGAAUAAGAAAAAGAGGGAAAUUAAUCAGAGCGACCAAAAAUCAUUGUUAUUAAGAAAGGAAAUCAAUCCUCUUAACAGGUUAAAUUCGCCGCCAGUCAAUCAAUCUGGAACUGAUGCAGUUUCACCGGCAAUAGAUCAACCGACCAGAAUGGAUCAUGUUUUCGUUAUGAUAUCUAAACAAGAAACACAUCCUGUCAAUUUAAGAAGGACAUUUGGUAGCAACUAUAUUGAAUGCCCUUGUAAACCACACACAUUUAUAAUAAAUGUAACACAAAUGCUAGAAAAACACUUGAAAAUAUCCGAUUGGUGGCGUGGUAAUGAUGUACAUAAAUGGGAAUUGUGUUCAUGUAUAACAUUUUGCAGAGAUAAAUCUGAAAGUUUUGAAACGGACUCCCAUAACAGAUACAAAGUUUGUCUAAAUAUGGUAUCGAAAAAUAAUGUUGGUAAAAUUCUGACAUUAUUUGACAAUUGCCAAGAAAGUAUUUCAGAGAUAGUGCAAAGAGCAGUUAACUAUAUAGACAUGUUAUCAGGAUCAGAUUUUAUUGAAAAGGAGCACGAAUCAAAACAAACAUCGAAAGAUCCAAACUUCAAAAUUCUGAAUAUGUUUUUAAAAGUUGACAUUAAAACACACUCGAUUUCUGCACAGUCUCUCUUCAUGGAUAUUUUUCAAUCAACAGUUCCUCAAACCGGAAUCGUGUUAAAUAAUGACGUCACACUAAGUGACGAAUGUGAAAUUUGUUUCGAUUUGAUAUCGCAUGAACGAAAACCCAGUACAAUGCUUGAGGCAUGUAAACAUGUGUAUUGUAACGACUGCUGGACUGAGUAUAUCAAACAUCGAAUGCAAUUGGCCUCCGUAAACAUUUCCUGUCCGGGUCGUGGAUGUCAAGAAAUAGUUCCUGAUUCAGUCCUCUUAAUAUUUUCUAAUAUAACCGACGUCAUUUUCCUAAAACGAAGACGAAACGAGCUAGUUAUGAACUCAACUGGUCAGACAAAGUGGUGUCCAAACCGAAAAUGUAAUCAGGUAAUCACAGUGGCAAACACAGAUGAAGCAACAAGUAUUGCAUGUAAGUGCGGAAUUCAGAUUUGUUUUAAAUGUUUCAGAAAUGCUCAUUGGCCGUUGUCUUGCGAGUAUUUGCUCAUUUACCAAAAGCGUCUUAAACAGGGAUUGUGUUCUAACAUUAAAUUACCCCAAAUAACCGAGAAAGAUGAAAACAGAAAACAGAACUGUCCUGAAUGCAAUAUUUUGAUUGAAAAGAUAGGAGUUGGAAUUUACAUGACAUGCAUAUGCGGAACCAUGUUUUGUUGGGGCUGCUUAAGUAUAUACCCAAAGCACACUUUUUCCAAACGAUGUACUGAAAACCCGAAGAAUGACAUCGGUACUUCAAAAUUAUAUGCCAAAUAUAUUUUGUUCAAUCAAAACCGUUCUCUGAACAAGGAAAACUUUUCAUAUUUUAAAAUGGCACUGUCUCAUCGUAACGUUUCAAAGGACCGUCAAAACCUAUUGAAAAUAAAAGCCAGUGUACGACAAAUUAUGAACCAAAGUAAAAGUAUACCACAAAAAAGAUGCUCUUUGUACCUAAAUAUAAUAUCAAGAUUUGAAUUAGCAGAUGGCAGAAUUCUUUCUUCUCGAAAGCACAAAAUAGAAGAAAAGAUUGCUGGUGCAUUGUGGGAAUUGUUUAAUGUUUUUACAGAUUUCCACCACAUCGCUGAGUAUAGUUUUAUGUUCCUCGAAGAGUUGAGUCAGUGCUCCUUACAUAAACAAAUUCUUCAUGUUCCUACACACAUCAAUCAGCUAAGUUUGUUCGCUGAAAACAUAGCUCUCCUGGUUCGAACGUCUGAUGAUUUAAUUGACCAUCGUUUACUAAUUGAGUCCCUUCUGAUGCUCGAAAAACAAUGCCAGAAUGAAAUGAGACAAUUUUUACAGGUUAUAAAUAAACUUAAGUAGUAUACAAAUUGCUUUGUAAUCAUUUAAAAUCAUUUAUAAUGGAAAAGUAUGGAUAGAAACGCAAGUUAGCCUAUAUAUAUAUAUGAUCCGUUCAUCCUAUUUUAUAUUAUAUAAAAUAAUUAAAUAUAUACAUACAAGUCUAAAUUCAAAACAACGUUCAAACCUAUGAUUGCGUUGGAUAAAAGCCGCAAUUUUUAUACGUGUGCAUGCAAAAGAAAUUUCUUGGUAGAGUGGUCUAAACACAGCACAAACAACAUUUUCCAAAAGACCAAAAAGUGAAAAAGUAUAUUUUAACAAAACGCAUUUGACUAGCAGGUCGAACAACGGAUGUUCUUAAACCCUGCUGACUGCCAUGGCAAUUGCCAAAUAAACGGAUCACCAGAUGUAAAAAUGGAUCUUUAUUAUUAAUUUAAUACCAAAACAGAAAACAAUAAACUUGCGGCAAAGAUGGUAUACCGCAAACAUGAGGUGCAAAAAUUUGUACACCAUAUCCGGAUUUCGACAAUUAAUGUCUCUUCAGUGAUGUUAGGAAUCGAAACGGUAUUUGGAAGGCCAUAUAGUUUACCUCAAUUUGGGAUUGACUCAAAGAGUCAAAAUAGGAUGAACGGAUCAUAUAAACCCGAAGGCAAAUAUAAUACAAGCCCAAACGAAAAAAUAUAAACAAGUCUAAAUUAAAAACAACUUUCAAACCUAUGAUUGAGUUGGAUAAAAACCGCAAUUUUUAUAGGUGUGCAUGCAAAACAAAUUUCUUGAAAGAGGGGUCUAAAUACAGCACAAACAACAUUUUCCAAAAGUCAGAAAAAUGAUCUGACUUUAUAGGGAUUUUGUCUUUAAUUCAUUUUAUUUUAUUUUAUACAAUUUAUUCUAUUAAACCGUGUGGACACGCAGCAGUAAAUCAUAAUGAAAGAUGAAACGAUAAAAGACAUAUGAUCGGAUGCUACAAAAAUGGCGAACAAAGCAACAUGCAGCAAUAAGGUUAUGCUCAUCGUUGUAUUUGGCAAGACAAUCUAACCCACACACAUGUGGUUUGAAAGGUGUUUUAUUAAAUUUAGCUGAACGUUGUUUUAAAGUUCCCAUCAAUGAAGUAAUACAUAUUGUUGAAAAUUGUAGUCUCUUUUAUCAUUUCAAGUUUGGUAUUUUGUUAUGUCGAAAUAAAGUAGUUAGGACUUUAUCACCCCUCUCAGACUAAAGGCGUAUUCUCUUUAGUCCUCUAUCUAUUUUGAAGAACAAAAUGAGUUUCAACUCUGAAAGCUCUGCCCAAAGAUUAAAUUGUGCAAUCAAUUGCAAAUUGAAUCUUGAUUGCGCACGAAUUCGUUAACUGAUUGUUUGCAACGUGUAAGUCAAGAUUUUUAAAAUUCUUCUUGAUUCAAGUGGUUUUAAAUCGUUCAGUAAACAUUUUUUUGAAAAAGGGAUUUGAAACAUUUAAUGCACAUAUUUGACAAUUAGGGGUAAACGUUGCAGUGCGGGUUACAAUUGUUUUUAAACCAUAAGACACAGUUUAAAAAAAUAAACAAACAUGACAUCAAUACCUCCUGAAAAAUAUCUCAGCUAGACAUUCAAGCUGGUAAUCCAGUAUGUUAUUGAUUAAUUUUAUAUACUUUCUAUAUUAGUAUAGGCUCAAAAAUAAAGAUAAUACCUGAAAUAGUUUAAGAUGAAUGACUAUGUACAGGUCUUUGAAAGACAGAGAACAGUUGAUAAGACAUUAUGAUCAUCAUGUAAACAAACAAUUUAAAUAACACGUCUUUCAGUCGAAAACCUCAGAGUACAUUUAUUGUACUCAGACGCAGAACCAAUCAAUCAAAAUACUGGAUUAGGUGUUUUGAGCACAAAUUUUGUACUCCAAGUACUGAGUAAAAGUAAACUUCUAUGACCGAAAGUUUAGAUGUAUUGUAUUUGUGUUUUGUGUUGUGUAUCGGUAUCGAUGCACACAUCUUCCAACUUGUAUAAUUUAUUCUUGUCUGUGUAUCAUUGUCAUUUCCAAGCGAUACAAUAUAUUAUACAGCAGUUUGAUUAAAAAAAAGCCUAGGUCUACAGCUUCAAUUUUUUUGUUACACAGAUACAAGACUACGAUAUAUAUUUUGAAUUCGCAAUAUAUUUCUUUUAUAAUAAUGACUGCUUGGUUCGAUUUUAA
Molecule: messenger RNA, 5002 nt
Organism: Mytilus californianus (California mussel)
Lineage: Eukaryota; Metazoa; Mollusca; Bivalvia; Mytilida; Mytilidae
Exons: 2
Coding region: 94-2871 (925 amino acids)
Biological process (GO): positive regulation of proteasomal ubiquitin-dependent protein catabolic process; ubiquitin-dependent protein catabolic process; protein polyubiquitination
Cellular component (GO): ubiquitin ligase complex; cytoplasm
Molecular function (GO): ubiquitin protein ligase activity; ubiquitin conjugating enzyme binding; zinc ion binding
Source: RefSeq, a predicted model, not a curated record